Messenger RNA from Fulvia fulva, 540 nucleotides. RefSeq lists its product as uncharacterized. NCBI's taxonomy places the organism in Eukaryota, Fungi, Ascomycota, Dothideomycetes, Mycosphaerellales, Mycosphaerellaceae. The coding region runs from base 1 to 540 and encodes 179 amino acids. The record is from RefSeq and is a predicted model, not a curated record. The transcript has a single exon.
AUGGCACAAUCGAAGAAGCUGCGUCUCCCAGAAGGUGCACCUGCAGCAUUAGAUCAGACCGAGAAGUCGAACCAGGACCUGGCAAAAUGGCUUGUUUACACUACCAAUGUCGAUUCUUCUUUGGCCAAUGAGGUGUGUCACGAGGCCAUGAAAGCAUACAACGAAACCAACCUCCACGUACCCGAGUCGGAGUGGGACGAGAUGGGGUUCGCCAAGCCUGCAGACAGCAGCGCGGAGGAUGUCCAAGGAGCGCUCUACCUCCACAUUGGGACCGUCCAACGGGUUCUCGAUCGUCAGCAAUCAGAUCCCUGGAACGUGAAUCGGCUGUAUCCCAGCGGACUUGUGGUCGUGGAUGGCAAAGACUGGAGCGAGAAGGGUGUGAUCGUGGUCCAUUGCGACCAGGAUGAGGAGAGCGGCGAGUGGAGCGUUUUACAGCAUCGUUUCCAUGUGAAAGACCUUGGGGUUGUUCUGAUGACGGUUCUUGACGCCGAUGAUACUUUCGAGCGGGUUGCGGAGGAACACGGAAUCAAGGGACUGUAA